AUGCCUCCUCAUCCCAGGAAGCGACGGCGCUACAUGCUCGAGGAAGGCCUUCCGGCCCUAACGGAGACCCAGGGCCUCGUGGGUGCACAGGACCCUGGGGCGACAGAAGAGGGCCCUGAGUGUGCCUGCCCCUCCCCCACUGCCUCUGCCUCCGUGCCAUCCACACAAUCCGAUGGUGGCUCCGGCAGCACAGUGGAGGAGGGUCUGGGCACUUCACAGGUCCCUCCAGAAGGCAGAUCCGUUACCAGUAUCGUGAUUAACGACAAGACAGCUCAGCUGGUGGCCUUCCUGCUCCUCAAGUACCUUGCCGUGGAGUCGACCACGACGGUGGAGAUGCUGGAAGUGCUGGGCCUGGAUCACGAGGACCAGUUCCCUGUGAUCUUCAGCUGCGUCUCCGAGUGCUUGCAGCUGGCCUUUGGCAUCGACGUGAAGGAAGUGGAUCCCAGCGACCACUCCUACAUCCUGGUCACAGCCCCGGGCCUCACCUACCGCGGGCAGCUGAGCUAUGAGCAGAGCCUGCCCAAAAGCGGCCUCCUGCUGUUUCUCCUGACCUUAAUCUUCAUGGAGGGUGGCUCAGUCCCUGAGGGAAAGGUGUGGCAAAUGCUGAUUGUCGUGGGGAUAUUUCAAAGGAGGGAGCACUUCAUCUUCGGGAACCCCAGGGAGCUCAUCACCCAGGUCUGGGUGAAGGGGCAGUACCUGGAGUACCAGCAGGUGCCCGACAGUGAUCCCACUCGCUUCCACCUGCUCUGGGGCCGCAGGGCGCACAUGGAGACCGACGCGGUGGAAGUGCUGGAGUUUAUGGCCAAGGUCAAAGAUAGCACCGCUAAUGCCUGUCUUCCCUUGUAUGAGGAGGCUGUGAGAGAUCAGGAAGGGCCAGGCCAGGCUAGCAUUGCUGCCGCAGAUGAUCCUGCCGCCGUGGCCGGUGCAAGUUCUAGUGGAACGUCCCCUGGCUUCUGCCCUGAGUGA
Molecule: messenger RNA, 966 nt
Organism: Manis pentadactyla (Chinese pangolin)
Lineage: Eukaryota; Metazoa; Chordata; Mammalia; Pholidota; Manidae
Product: melanoma-associated antigen 10-like
Exons: 2
Coding region: 1-966 (321 amino acids)
Biological process (GO): negative regulation of transcription by RNA polymerase II
Cellular component (GO): nucleus
Source: RefSeq, a predicted model, not a curated record